Wyeomyia smithii (pitcher-plant mosquito) is the source of this 1659-nucleotide messenger RNA. RefSeq lists its product as uncharacterized. The transcript is spliced from 3 exons. The coding region runs from base 1 to 1659 and encodes 552 amino acids. NCBI's taxonomy places the organism in Eukaryota, Metazoa, Arthropoda, Insecta, Diptera, Culicidae. The record is from RefSeq and is a predicted model, not a curated record.
AUGUCCGACCAGGAUUUGAAAAACGCGAUUCUCCGACUCACCGAACUGGUAGUCAACCAACAAGAGCAGAUUCAACUCCUCAAGCGAACCGGCCAAGCCAGCCAACCGGGAAGCGAGAAGAUAAUCAAAUCGUUAGCCACGGGAAUUGAAGAUUUUUACUACGAUCCUGACGGUGGAGUGUUCUUCGAGGCAUGGUUUGCUCGCUACGAAGAUGUCUUCAAGGCCGACGGCAAGAAUCUAGACGAUCCAGCGAAGUUCCACGAGCGAUACGUAAAUAGUAUCCUGUCAAGACAUCCCCGCGAUAUUGGCCUGGACGAAACGGUGAAGAAACUUAAGAAACUUUUUGGCCAUCAAACCUCGCUGAUCAACGAUCGUUACCGUUGUCUCCAGUAUACUAAGAACGAAGCAGACGAUUUUCCAAGUUAUGCUGCCUUUGUGAACAAGCAUUGCGAAGCAUUCCAACUCACCAAGCUCACCGAUGAUCAAUUUAAGGCGCUACGUUUUGUUUGCGGUCUACAAUCUCCCCGCGAUGCAGACAACCGAACUCGAUUGAUCGGCAAAUUGGAAGCUGAAGAGCAUGCUCCGCCAGCAGACGGCACAAAGCUAACCUUGGAAAAUCUCGUCGAGGAGUGUCAUCGGUUCAACAAUCCAAACCAGGUUACCAAGUUGGUAGAGAAGCCCGUUCCGGAAAAAUCCGUCGUCAACGCUGUUUCCACCAAGCCUGCUAAGGAAAAACAACCGAAAUCUCCGUGCUGGUUUUGCGGUGAUUUACAUUUCGUAAAGGAAUGUUCCUAUCAAGACCACAAUUGCAACAAGUGCAAACGAAAAGGGCAUAAAGAAGGUUACUGCUCGUCCGCUGAAUCAAAAUCAAAGCCAGCAAAGAAGUUCGAAAAACAAAAGUACAAGGCAUUUGUGAAGUCCAAAGGAAUUUUAGUGAAACGCAUCGAUCUUCAAGGGAAGAGGAAAUACGUUACUGUUGGAAUCAAUGGCAAAGAAGCUGUCCUUCAGUUAGAUUGCGCUUCUGAUACCACCAUUAUUUCUACGCAGACCUGGAAGGCGAUCAGCGAAACUGACAUAACUGCCAUCAGCGCUUCCGGAGACAAGAUCAACAUUGCUGGUGAGUUCCUUGCAGACAUAACCAUCCGAAGCGUGACAAAAGCUGGCAUUGCCUAUGUGUCAUCAAACCCGGAUUUGAAUAAGCCGGAAGACAUUGAGCAAAAGCUGCGUACGAAGUUUCCGGAAGUGUUCCAGAGCACACUUGGCCGGUGUACUAAAGCAAAAGUUAAACUCUACCUGAAGCCCAACGCCCGUCCCGUGUACUGUCCCAAGAGACCAGUUGCAUAUGCUGCUCUUCCCAAUCCUCCGAUAGUAGUGGUCCGUAAGCCAGACAACGUUUCUGUCCAUAUCUGUGGCGACUAUUCUACAGAGUUAAACAAUGCGCUAGAAUCAGAUGCCCAUCCGCUACCACAUCCAGAUAAUAUUUUUGCUGAUCUAGCUGGCUGCCGUUGUUCCUCCCAACUCAAUUUUUCUGAUGCGUACCUGCAAGUCGAGAUUGAAGAGGAAUCACAAAAGUAUCUGUCGAUAAACACUCAUCGAGGACUGUUCAAAUACAACCGUCUGCCGCUCCUCCGCUCCUGGUGCCUUCCAAAGGAUUAUUGA